AUGAUAGGUGAAUUGAUUAUAUUUUGGACGAACAGGCGAAGAGAGGUUGCUGUGCAGUUGCGGCCGGUAAUAGCGCCACCGCCAGCUCGGGUGUUGGUAGUAGUGCCAGCACAUACACCGCCAGCUCAGACGGCGGCGACGGAGCGGCUCGCGGGCGGCGAUGAAAUAGUUUUCGACACUUUUAUUCAAGAGAAGGCGAAGGAAGAAGGCGGAUGUGCAAUCUGUUUGGCGAAGUACGAAGACGGCGAAACCCUAGCAACGAUUACGAUUUGCAAGCAUAGGAUCAAGCGAAGCGAGGAUGCUAUGCAGUUACCGGUGGUAGCGCCAGCACAACCACCGCCAGCUCAGGCGGCGACAACGAAGCGACUCGCAGACGGCGAUGAAAUAGUUUUCGACACUUUUAUUCAAGAAAAGGCAAAGGAAGAAGGCGGAUGUGCGAUCUGUUUGGUGGAGUACGAAGACGGCGAAACCCUAGCGGCGAUUACCUCUUGCAAGCAUAGGUAUCAUGUGUUUUGUAUUGGCGCGUGGUUGAAGGACCACGACACGUGUCCGCUUUGUAGAACUCAAGUUUGA
Messenger RNA from Erythranthe guttata (spotted monkey flower), 573 nucleotides. The record is from RefSeq and is a predicted model, not a curated record. Lineage: Eukaryota; Viridiplantae; Streptophyta; Magnoliopsida; Lamiales; Phrymaceae.